Messenger RNA from Lindgomyces ingoldianus, 2340 nucleotides. Its product is annotated as cation efflux protein. The record is from RefSeq and is a predicted model, not a curated record. Gene Ontology annotation, biological process: intracellular zinc ion homeostasis; zinc ion transmembrane transport. The transcript has 4 exons. Gene Ontology annotation, cellular component: membrane. The coding region runs from base 317 to 2161 and encodes 614 amino acids. Gene Ontology annotation, molecular function: zinc ion transmembrane transporter activity. Lineage: Eukaryota; Fungi; Ascomycota; Dothideomycetes; Pleosporales; Lindgomycetaceae.
CUCUCUCCUUCCAGUGUCAGAGGAUGGUUGUUUAUCACUCGCGUUAACUAACUAACCCGUUUUUACGCUAGUUUGGGGCGCUUUGACGACAUUGAGCUUGCGGAUUCCAUGCGCGCCACUUUCGGCUUUUAUCGCCGUCAACCACACCGCGACUUGCACUCUUCACUCUCCAGCCCCCUUCUACGGCCAUCCUCUGCCAUUAUUACGGCUUGCAACCUCUAGUGUUUCUGAAGUCGCUCCUUGAAGACGCGGCCUGGGGGCUGCUGAAUUCAUUCAAUACCACAACUUCUGUGGCGCCCAUUCCGAUCCCUCCGCCAUGGGCCUUUCCAAGUCGAACAAGAUCCUUAUCCUGCUAGCCAUUGAUUCGGCGUUUUUCUUGCUGGAACUUGUAGUUGGUUAUGCCGUCCACUCUCUUGCCCUUGUGGCCGACUCCUUUCACAUGUUGAACGAUGUGAUAUCACUACUAGUGGGCUUAUGGGCUGUCAAGGUCGCCAACCAGAAGACCAACUCAAAGAUGUACACCUACGGAUGGCAGCGAGCCGAAACCCUAGGCGCCCUCAUUAAUGGCGUAUUCCUCGUCGCCCUCUGCCUCUCCAUCUUCCUCGAAGCCAUCCAGCGAUUCGUCGAGCCGCAGGAGGUCUCACAUCCAAAACUGGUCCUUUUCGUCGGUUGGUUCGGCCUGGCGUCCAAUAUCGUGGGGCUCUUCCUCUUUCACGAUCACGGACACAGCCACGGGCACAGCCACGGGGGCCAUUCGCAUGGACAUAGAGAUGGUAUCAAGGCUGCGGAGGAGGGCCAUGCUCAUGGUGUCGAUUCGGGCGAUCACACCAUUGCGGAUGAGAAUGGAAAUGUUGCGGAUGUGCUGCCUCAAAGCCGUGUCGGCAACUUCCCGUCCGGGAUCUCAAAUGGACCGGAGGAGCAGACCAAGUCUAAAGCGAAGGAUGUCUCGUGGAAUGUUUCGUCGCCUGCUGGCGACAGGACACCCCGCAAGUCGGCAUCUGGCAAGAGGAUCGCGAGGAAGCAUAAUCGAUCACGAUCAAGAGGAUAUUCGAGCUUGGAAGAGAUCUACGUUCAUCCAUCAUCUUUCAGGAAUGGGAUUAUUGAGGCUUCAAGAAUAGAGCAAGACAAUUCGGAAGAGCAAGACAAUUCGGAAGAGCAAGACAAUUCGGAAGAGCAAGACAAUUCGGAGUCGGAGACUGAUAACGAGAAUGCAGUGGUCGAGGAGAAUGGCGAAACCACUGAAUCCUCACCGUUGUUGCAGAAGGCAAAGUGCAAGAAUUUGGAAUAUCAAACCGCAUCUCCGAAAAUAUCUGGAUGUGACAACGACCACAAACACAGCCAACCCAAGGAAGAAAAGAAAGGCGGCGGCCACAGCCAUUCCCACGGAGACCUGAAUAUGCGUGGCGUCUUCCUGCACGUCAUGGGUGACGCUCUAGGUAACAUCGGUGUCAUCGGCACCGCGCUCUUCAUCUGGCUGACAGACUUCUCCUGGCGCUUCUAUUCCGAUCCCCUUGUUUCCCUCAUCAUCACAAUCAUCAUCCUCCUCUCAGCCAUCCCUCUCUGCAAAGCCGCGUCCCGCAUCCUCCUGCAAGCCGUUCCGGCAGGCCUCUCCAUCGACGACAUCAAAGACGAUAUCACAGACCUCGACGGCAUCAUCUCCUGCCACCACCUCCACGUAUGGCAGCUCUCGGACACAAAGCUCAUCGCAAGUUUACAUGUCGAAGUCGACUUCGACUUCAAAGGCGAAGGCUCAGCACGAUACAUGGACCUGGCCCGCGACAUUAGAAAAUGUCUGCAUGAAUAUGGUAUCCAUUCUUCGACUAUCCAACCAGAGUUUUGCCUCGAUUCUAAUCACGAUCAUUCGCGUGGCGGGAGUUCGGAUGAGAGUAGUUGCGAUGAGGAAAACGCGGAAGUGGGGCCUGGCACUGGCACUGGGACCGGGAGUCGGCGAAGUUCGGGCAGGAAUAGUAAAAAUGGGAGCGUGAGGAGUGGUAGUCAGUAUCAGCAUCAACAGCAAGGGCAGCAGGUGGAAGCGUGUUUGUUGGAAUGUGGCGACGAUUGUGGGGAUGGGAGACAGUGCUGUACGCCAGCAGCUCAGGGGUGUAGUAGUGCUGCUGCUGCUGCUGCUGCUGCUGCUGCUGUUGGUGGCAUUGGGAAGUAAAUUUGUGACGAUGGCCAAAACAAAGCUGUGGGCUUUUAUUCUUUCUUGGGAUUGGGUUACGGAAAUUGUAUUAUUAUAUUGUUGGCUGGAUAGGUUGGCUACCCAGCUGCCAAACACCCAGCCUUGCCAGGCGAGGCUAUGAUAUGCAAAAUCCUGCGCUCUUCGAAUUAUUAUCAAUG